Messenger RNA from Hepatospora eriocheir, 549 nucleotides. The record is from the annotation of a GenBank genome assembly. NCBI's taxonomy places the organism in Eukaryota, Fungi, Microsporidia, Hepatosporidae.
AUGAGUAAAAGCGGAUUUAUGAUUCAUUUUAUUAGAAAUAAAGAUAAUAAAGCAAUUAAUGAGUUGAAAUGCAUACUUUCUCAAUAUAGUUUGGAUCAGAAUUCAGUUUAUGAAUCAGAGUUUAACUUUAGUAAAUUAUUAAAUGUUAAUAAACAACCUAUAAUUAAACUUCUUAAAUCAUAUACUUGUAAAAUGUUAGUUAGUUGUGAUAAAAUUGAUAAUGAAUUAUUAAAUCAUAUUUAUAAUUCAACUUUUCAGUCAAUUCAGAAGGUGAUUCCUUUAGAAUUGGUUAUUGUUUAUAAAUUAAGUAUUAUUAAGUCAUUUUUAAAAACUAAAACUAAAUUAAUUAAUGAAAAUGACACUUUUAAGAUUGAAUGUAAGUUGCUUAAAUGUAAUAAAGUUAGUAGAAAAGAAGAGUUGUUUGAACUCAUUUUUAGUUUAUUUAAUAACAAAGUUAAUUUAACAACACCUGACUUUGUAAUCACAAUUCAAUCCAUUGAAAAUGUUAUUGGUGUUAGUUUGAUAGAUAAAAAUAAUAAAUUAAUUUGA